Messenger RNA from Aspergillus uvarum CBS 121591, 831 nucleotides. RefSeq lists its product as uncharacterized. The transcript has a single exon. The annotation marks the transcript as partial. The record is from RefSeq and is a predicted model, not a curated record. Lineage: Eukaryota; Fungi; Ascomycota; Eurotiomycetes; Eurotiales; Aspergillaceae.
GCCAUUUUUAUUCCACGUACCGUACUCGUUAUAUAUUAUUACUAAACUGGUAGGUAAUAGCAACUGCCAAUGAAAAUCGAUCAGGAGCGGAGCACAGUGUCUUUUGUCGCUCACACCAGUGAGUCUGGCUGUGUCUCGAGGCGUAGACCUGAGUCAUAAUCAAAGACAGUCCUUCCUUCAUGACAUAGGAAAAAACCAACGAUGUAGCAAAAAUUCCAAAACCGAACUCCAAGCACGAUUUGUUUUGAUUUGAUAGUUUCUUCUUAUGGUCAAAGGGAAGAUGAAUGGUUCUAUCAAUUCAUUGCUGAAGAUGGAGCAGUCAUCUACAGAAGAACCAUCAGACCCAUGACAGCGGCGAGAAGACCGGCCACGGGCUGCAUCUUGGAAGCAGCGCCCGUGAGGCUCGAGGUCGAAGGCUCCGCUGGGGAGGCACCGGUGGGCUGCUCGGGGGUCGAGGCGCCAGCAGGAGCAACAGGGCUGGAACCCUCAGGAGCGGCAGGGCUAGCAGGGCUGGAGCCCUCAGGGGCAGCAGGGCUAGAAGAGCCAGCAGCGCCAGGAGCACCGGGGGUAGAGGAGCCAGCAGCGCCAGGAGCGCCGGGGGUAGAGGAGCCAGCAGCGCCAGGAGCGCCGGGGGUGGAGGAGCCAGCAGCGCCAGGAGCGCCGGGGGUGGAGGAGCCAGCAGCGCCAGGAGCGCCGGGGGUGGAGGAGCCAGCAGCGCCAGGAGCACCAGGGGUGGAGGAGCCAGCAGCGCCAGGAGCGCCGGGGGUAGAGGAGCCAGCAGCGCCAGGAGCACCAGGGGUGGAGGAGCCAGCAGCGCCAGGAGCACCAGGG